AUGGAUGAUGGUCAAGUUAUCAAUAAAUCUCCAGGGUUUGAAGGUUCAAACUAUGAUUCUUGGAAAACUAGAAUGGAAGACUUCUUCAUGUAUGAGUCCUAUGAUGUUUGGCAUGCUACUGUAUAUGGUGUUGUGAUUCUUAAUCUUGAUAACCCCUCUACUGAAGCUAAAUUGGCUGAGGCUAAUGAUGGCAAGGCCAAACAUGUUAUGUUUUGUGCCUUGAAGCAACAAAAGUUUACCAGAGUUAAAAAUUGUAAAACAGCUAAGGAAAUGUGGGAUUCUUUUCAGGUAGCUCAUGAAGGAAAUAAGGUUAUUAAUGAGAACAAGAUACAGUUAUUCAAAGUUCAGUAUGAGGUUUGUAAGAUGGAAGAAAAAGAAACUUUUGCUGAGUACAUGUGUAGGAUCAAUGACCUUGUCAACAAUAUGAGAGCUCUUGGUGAAGAUAUUAAGGAUGUUGAUAUUAACGAGCUUCAGGCCUUUCUCACUGCCUAUGAAAUGAGAAUUAGUGUUCUAGCUAUUUAUAGAAGAGAAGCUACUCUUAAAGCAAAGGAAGUUGUUGAAGAAACUAAAACAAAGUCUGAAGAUGAUCUUAAAGAAGAUGAGGUAGCCUACCUUGCUAAGAAAUUCAGGAAGUUCAGGUUUAAAAAGAAGAAUCAGCUGAAAAAUUUAACCUGUUAUGGUUGUGGUAAACUUGGUCAUGUUGUAUCUAAUUGUUCGAACUUAAAGGGGCAAAAUCAGAAGAAGAAUGAGGGAGCUCCUGAAGAAGAUAAAUCUGAGGAGACACAAGAAGAUGAAGGUCUCUUUAUGUCAAUUCUCGAAGCACCACAAACUCCAGUUCAGGUUAAAGAAGAUAGUGACACUAAGAUUGAGAAAAUUCUUGAAGAAUAUGAAAGGCUUAUAGUGAAGUCCACAAAGGUCAAUCAAACUCACUCUGUAUUUGUCAAAGCCACAACUGGUGAAGUGUAUGCAAGGUGUCCUAUCAUAAAACGUCUGAGUUUCAAGGGUGAGUUACUUAAUAACACUUGUAGUGCUCUAAGCUUUAACAAGAGAGACUUUGUUACCACAGCUAUAAGGAACUUCAAGAUAACUAGAAUGUAUGUUAAGGACAAAGGAUCAUUAGUGAAGACUAAAAUGAUGUGGAUUCCUAAAAAGCUAAACUUUGUGAGUCUUUUUGUGUAUACAACCUUUAAAGCUUGUAAUACUCAGGACAAAUGGUAUGUUGAUAGUGGCUACUCAAGACACAUGACAGGUGAUGGUUCCAAAUUUAAUUCUUUAAAGCAGUUUGAUGGUGGAAAUGUUAUCUUUGGAGAUAAUCAAAGAGCUAAGAUUGUUGGAAUUGAUACUGUGAGUAAGUCUGAAGAAUUGUUAGAAAUUCAAGAAAUUCUAUUGGUUGAAGGACUCAGAUAUAAUCUCCUCAGUGUUAGUUAUUUGUGUGACAGUGGGAAGGAAGUCUGUUUCAAUAAAGAAAGAUGCAAUGUGAUUGAUCUUGAAUCAAAAUAA
Cornus florida is the source of this 1500-nucleotide messenger RNA. RefSeq lists its product as uncharacterized. The record is from RefSeq and is a predicted model, not a curated record. The transcript has 4 exons. Lineage: Eukaryota; Viridiplantae; Streptophyta; Magnoliopsida; Cornales; Cornaceae. Gene Ontology annotation, molecular function: zinc ion binding; nucleic acid binding. The coding region runs from base 1 to 1500 and encodes 499 amino acids.